AUGGAUUUUAGUAAUGAAUUAAUAAACUUCAUAAAGGAGUUGGCCCCAAGAAUGAGUAAUUAAGAGAUUAAUAAUGAAUUAAAGAAGGCUCAUGGUAGAAUUGAUUAUGAUGUGAAUUUGAUGAAUCAUGAUUGUUAAAAAAAUUAAUUGCUUGGAUUUAUAGAAACAGAAUCUCUUCAAUCAAUUGAAGAAUAUUAAUAAAAAAGCAAAGAAAUUUAAGCAUAUUUGGGUGAUAUAGUAAAAAAUUGGUCUUAAUAAUGUGCUAAAGAAAAAAGGAUAAAUGAGGAUCAUUUAAAAUAUUGUUCGGCUGUAUUGUUACCAUAUGGAUCAGUAUUAUUAGGAGUAGCAGAUAGUAAAUCAGAUAUAGAUUUAAUUUGUAUAGCACCAGAAUUUAUUGAUAGAAGGGAAUAAUUUUUUAAUGGGUAUUUAUGAUUAUAUAUAAAUAAAAGUUUAUUUUAUCUAUUGUCAAAUGAAUAAGGAAUGGAAUAAAUAAACAAAAUAGAAAGUACAUCAAAUCCAAUUAUAAAAAUGAUUUAUAAAGGUUUUCACAUAGAUAUCAAUUUCGCUUAAUUAAAUUCAGAUAGAGUUCCUGAAAAUAUUGAUGAUAAUUUAGAUGAAUUACGCAGAAAUUUAUUAUAAAGUGAAGAUAAAUCAAUGUAUGCUUUGAAUGGAAGAAAGAAUGGUAUUUUAAUAAGCAAAUCUAUGCCUGAUCAUUAAUAAUUUGUUUAGGCAUUAAAGAUUAUAAAAUAAUGGGCAAAGAAAAGAAAAGUGUCUAGCAAUAUUAUUGGUUAUUUAGGAGGUAUCAGUUGGGCUAUUUUAAUGGCUAAGAUUUGUUAAUUAUUUCCUAAAGUUGAUGUAUGUUAAACUGUUAGUUUAUUCUUUUAAAUUUAUUCUUAGUGGAAUUGGAAAGUACCAGUUAUUAUUGAUGAAUCUGAGUAAGAUUAAUUAUUAUAAUAGUCCUGAAAUAGAUACAUUUAAAACACUUUGUUGGAAGAGAGAUGAAGAUAAAAGGAAUGAUAAAAUAAUGUAAAUAAUAACUCCUGCUUAUCCAUUCUUUAAUACAACAUUUAAAGUAAAUAAAAUUACUUUUUAAACAAUAUUUCAUGAAUUUUAGAGAGGAGCUUAAAAGUUAGGAGAUUGGAAUGAAGUUUUAAGACCUUUUGAUUUUUUUGAUUGUUUUUAAUACUUUGUAGCAAUAUCUAUAGUUUCAAAGAGUUCUGAAAAUUUUCAUAAAUGGACUGGUUUUUGUGAAGCUUAAUUACCAAAAUUAUUAAAAUUAAUAGGACAUAAUGAAGGAACUUAUGAUUCAGAAAGUUUUGAAUUAAGAAUUACACCUGAUGGAGAAGAGAAUCUUGAAAAAGAUUUUAAUAAAUCUCUUACAUACUUUUUAGGACUUAAGAAAUUGAAACCAGAUGCUUGGCCUUUAUUUUUAAGAAUGCCUAUUACUUAAUUUGCAAUGGAGUUGAAUUAAAGAAAGACUUAGAAUUUUAAAAAUGAGGAUGAAUUUAAUAUGAAAAUAUAUGUAGCAAAUGUUACAGACAUUGAUUAGUUAAGAGGAAAGUUAUCACCAAGAAUGUAUGAUGAUUAGGACUUUAUUGUUAAAAAGAUUAAAACUAAUAUUGAAGAUAAAAAUGGUAGUGCUUAUUUGGUUAGAAGAAUAUCAUCUAGUAGUGGAAUCAAUUAAGAUGUAUUAAAUGAUAUGUUUUGAAAAAUUAUUAGAUCUGUGC
This is a messenger RNA of Paramecium sonneborni, 1727 nucleotides long. The record is from the annotation of a GenBank genome assembly. Lineage: Eukaryota; Ciliophora; Oligohymenophorea; Peniculida; Parameciidae.